CUCACCAAUAGAAUGAAAAGAGAUAUUGAAGAGAUAUUUGAAUUGUAUGAUACCGAUCGGAAGGGUUACCUAACUAAAAUUGAAUAUAAAUUAGCUUACAUAUCACUCAUGGGACAUAAACCAUCAAAGUUUGAAAGGAAGGAAUUGUUUUCAUCAAGUAGACCUGUAGUAAGGAGACAAUUCUUCAUGGAAUUGAUGAAUAAGAAAUUAAUGAGAUCUGAUCAGCAAGAUAGAAUCAGAGAAAUAUUCAAUACAAUUGACAGUGAAAGGAAAGGCUUUAUUACUCUUAAGGAUUUAACUAGG
Molecule: messenger RNA, 303 nt
Organism: Naegleria gruberi
Lineage: Eukaryota; Heterolobosea; Eutetramitea; Acrasida; Naegleriidae
Exons: 1
Cellular component (GO): cytoplasm
Molecular function (GO): calcium ion binding
Source: RefSeq, a predicted model, not a curated record